This is a messenger RNA of Botrytis cinerea B05.10, 4527 nucleotides long. RefSeq lists its product as hypothetical. The record is from RefSeq and is a predicted model, not a curated record. The coding region runs from base 1234 to 4089 and encodes 951 amino acids. The transcript has 2 exons. Lineage: Eukaryota; Fungi; Ascomycota; Leotiomycetes; Helotiales; Sclerotiniaceae.
GAUGACAGGACGGCAAAGGUUACUUCGGCCCAAACAGCAUCAGCUGCAGAUUGAUUACAGUUUCUUCACUCUUUCUUCACGGUUUCUGCGCUACUGCUCAGAACCUGGUCGUCCUGCGUAAGUGCAUUGUGUUCAUGAUAUAACCUAAUCGUUUCCUUCUUCACUAUCAACCGCAGCCGCAUCUUCGGUAUUCACGGAGCAGGUACAUCAACCAAGACUCUGACCUGACCUGAUCUGACCUGGCCUGAAAUUGAAACAACCAAUCUGUUAUUUGUUGGUCCUUUUCCUCUCCCUCCCGAGGGCGUCCGUCUGCUAUUUGUACCCGCCGACAUUCCGUUUGGUGUUUUGCCGCCGUGCUGUUCUAUUUCUAUCUCGAUUUCGAUUUCGAUUUAUAUAAAUGAGAAACCAACAACGGGAGGACAGCACGCCCAAACAAUACUCAUAUGAUAUUAAAACCCUCAUCGCACAUUUCUGGCGCUUCUGAACGUACCUACCUCUACCUACCUACCUACCUACCUACCUACCUACCUACCUACCCACCAUUCACGACCAAAGUUUCGAGCAGGAAAUCGGCUUGCUAAUUAAAUAGAAUUUCGGGAGCAGAGAUCUUGACGAAGGACCACUCAAAGGACAUUAACCUCAUUUAUCAAUUCCCAUCUUUCUCACAUCCUCACUUAAUCCCCCCCCCCGUUGUUCCUCUUUAUCCACUAUCGAAGAAAAAGAAAACCCACCGCACCGCCGCUGCCGCGUAAUCCUUACCAUUCGAAAAGGGUUUGAAUCACUCGAGUCACUCCAUCUCAAACAGAGCAAUCCUCGUUCACGCUGUCACAUCAAACCAAAUAGCGCACAAUUCUCACUCCCCACAUACUCAAAAGCGCACAAUUCGGUCAAGAAUCCACAAUUAAACCUUUCAUGGGGAUUGCCAAUACCCUUGAGAGCGAGGAAUAAAAUAGAGUGCUGAGAGAAGAAUUAUAUAUACAAGUCUCCACUUUGGCAGAUCCUCCCUAUUCGAUUUUUUUAUUAUUAUUCAAAGAGAAAAGGGAGAACGUCUCGCGAAAUGACGUUGAGUAAGUGAACUACUUCCAUUCACACUCAUUUUACCUUAGCAUUUUAUAUCUUCUUCCAACUGCUCUAAUUCCACUACAAAACUUUGGAGGGUUUGUACCGGAGGAAGUCAAAGAACAGCUAGAAGCGCAAGCUAUUACGGAAGUGUUUGCACUAGAAGAUCUCAAGAUGAGCUCUAGUCCAAAGAAGAGGUCGAGAUCCGUCUCCCGCUUGCAUCGCAUUUCUGCGUAUCUUCCAAAUAUUUUUGUAGAGACAGACUCUAAAUCUACUAAAGAAAAGAUCCCACCAAUACCUCAAAAUGCCAACAUUCCUAUUCGACAACCACCAUCUCCCGAACCAUCCGCAGAUGUUCCACCCGUUCCUACGCUUCCCUCCAUGCCCACCAGUGCUCCGCCAGCACCACCGACUCAACAAGGACCAAAUAAAUUACAAAAGGAACAACCUCAUAAUAAUUCGUGGCCACUCAAUCCCUCUCCCUCGCCAGAUGCAGCAGAACCUCCUGUUAAUCAACUCACGGAAAGAAGAGGCAGACACGGCUCCACGUCGAAUGUCAACUCCCUUGCACCACCAUCUCCAUUUUCUGCGGUGAGUGGUAAUGGAAAUAGAUCAGUAUCGUCUCCAAUAUCCAGUCGACCAACUUCGUACAUUUCAGAUGGUGAGAAUAAUGCGAAGGCAUCAAAACGAAGGAGUUUUUUCCCGGUAAAAACGAAGUCGAGACAUUCAUCCUCAAACUCCGGCUCGGAUGGUAGAUCAUCUGCUUGGGUUAUUGCAGGGGAUCAAAAGAUUGAUUACAACAUUUCGCUUGUAACCAAUGGUGAGAAGGUACCAGAAUUAUGGGAAGAAUAUUGCGAUACAUUUGUACACGUUUUUCCAGAAUCAUUUAGCCAUGGACCAUCGUUCAAAGUUCCCUCCCUGGUCCUAUCGUCAUCCGGACCCCUUCACGAAAUGAUAACCAGCAGUCUCGCUAAGCGGAGGUCAACAAGUUUGGAUUCGGCUGGUAGGCAAAGUCCUGAUGAUUCAACACAAACCGGUACACCUCCAGAAACCCCUGUUGAUGGACCAUCUGGAUCAGAAGCGUCUUCGGAUUACAUGAACCCAUACCCUGAAAACAAUGGAGAAAUCCAUCUUUACUUUCCGACAGAAUUAUCUACUGAUGAUCCUACUAAAUUUUCUCCCGACGAUAUACAAAAUCUUGUCAAUGUUCGAAAUUUCUUUGCAUUCAUGACGGGUCAGCCACUUGUUGCCACAAAAAGUUGCCCUACUACAUUCUAUAUAUUCUUGGCCAUAUCGUCAAUGUUACAAAAGUUUGAAUUUAGCAAUUAUGAUGGAUCAACCUAUGGAGAGGCAGCAGCAGCUAGCUUUGCCUUUUUCCUGGAUGAAUUUCGUUUAGCCGAUGUUAGACAAAGUCGAGAGAAGACUGUUGAGGCGAUUAUAUUAGGAGAGCGCAUGAGGUCCACAGAAUUGUAUCACGAGGCAUUUGUACAUGCAGCUGGAAAAUGGCACUCGAUCAAAGAUCUGAAAUCGAACCUUUUCAAGGAAAUUUCAAACAACACUCGGGAUCGACUUGAACGAGCAUCUUUGGAACUUUCCCAACGACAACAACGUGCUGAGGAGCGAUUGGCUGAUUUUGAAUACCCUGCGUUAUUUUCUGGUGCAGCAGCAUCAAAAACUAGCGCAGAAUCUAAAAUUGCUAGAUUCCAAAAUUGGAGGACGAACUACCUAAAUAUGAGGAGGCAUGUACUAUCGUACUACAAGAUAGUUCAUGGUCAAUGGCCACCAAAGCAAAGAACCAAGAAUCAAUAUGUCGAAGGUGGCUUGAAUCGACAAGUACUUAAACAGCUUUACUCUGAUAUGUGUGAUCUUUACGACUUUAUGGCUGAUCGAGAUGCUAUCACGACUAGAUCUAUGGACUCAGAGGAUCAGGAUGUGGCUCAUGCUAAUCCAAUUCAUUUAGCAGCAAGAAAAAUCUUGGCUGAAUUUGAUAGAUCUUCCCCACCAGUUCUACCACCCAUUCCAUUCGAUGUACCUAAAAUUCCAACGAUGGCAUCUAUUGAACCUGGCUAUCCUCUUCUAUCACCCAAGGAUCAACACAAGGCAUCAACUAGAAAACUCAAGGAAUACGAGCUACUUCUUAUCUUAGCUAAGAGUCAUAACCUUGAUGCUGACAAGAAAACUCCAUUUAUGGAGAUGCAUAAAACAUUUGAGGAGAAGGAAUCCAAGGGUAAGAAUGUUCAAGAAUUGGCCGAUCAGAGAUAUGGACAUUGGUUGUUCCUCUACGCAGUCAUUCAAUCACUUCCUAUGCUUGUUGUAGACGUGGACAAUGUACGAUACACAGAAGGAGUGGAUUACUUCUUAUGUCAACCACCCUUGGGUAAUCUACCUUGGUUGGAAGAUGCGGCGGGAGUGAAAAUGGCAUGGUAUGGAGUUCAAGGCGGUCAAGGAGUGGUCAGUUUACCUAGUGACGUUGUCAAUUAUGGUACCGAAGGUGUUUACCGCAGAUCACAUUGCUGGACAGUUGCUCAGAAAUGGAUCAAUAAUGCCGAAGCAAAUGAGAUCUCACAACCGUUCUCACCAGAUGACCAAGAGGAAGGAACAAUGUCACCACUUGCGCCACCCCCUGGAUUUGGCGGAAGCUUUAGUCGACCAGAUAGUCGAGGUCGUGAAAAUUCUUCUCGAAGAUCAAGUGUUGCAAGUAAUGGUAUGCUUGGAGUUGAUAAUCGUAGCAACAGUCGACAAUCUCAACGAAACAGUGUCAUGCUUGGCUUGGAAAUGUUACCAAUUCCAGGUAAUAUGGAACCUGGUUUCAGAUCAGACUCACCAGCUGGACGUGAAUCACCUGUAAGUGCUGUGGGAAGAAGAGGCGCAUCACCUUAUAGCCGCAACAGUGUGAUCAGUCGAAAUAGUGUUGUUAGUCUCCAUACGGAUGGUCGACCCGUAUCUUCAGCUGGAAGAAAAGAAUCGACUUUCGAUGAUAUUCUUGGUACAUCUGGUUUGGGACAAAAAGAAAAGGGAAAGAAGAAAUGAUGUAAAGGGAUUGAAAUAUUUUUUUUAUGUUUACAUGAGGGAUGGAGUUUGAAAAAUAUCACCCAAUUAUACGUAUACCAGUGCGUGUGCGAGGAUAUGGAUAUUAAUAUAGGAUACCAAAAAACUUUAAAUGUCUGUGCGAUAUGUGGUAUUGCGGAAAGCGAGCAUAUCUUGAGGGAGCAUUAGUUGGGCGUUUUUGAAGUUUUUUCCUUUUUUCCCUUUGGGGGAUGAAUAUAGGGAGGGGAAUGCGGAAGUAGUAGGACAUCGGGAAAGGGGGGGUCGUUUUCCUUGGUCUACUUUUCGAUGAAGUCGUUGUGAGGUGAUGGAUGAGUAAUUUGAGGGGUGGGAGAUGAGGGCGAGGGGAGUGUACACAUGGACUUCAUGAUGUCUGAUGGUAAGAGGGAGAAGAAGUCGUAGAGAGGUAGUAAUGAAGAUGCA